Molecule: messenger RNA, 4986 nt
Organism: Eimeria maxima
Lineage: Eukaryota; Apicomplexa; Conoidasida; Eucoccidiorida; Eimeriidae
Exons: 1
Coding region: 1-4986 (1661 amino acids)
Biological process (GO): small GTPase-mediated signal transduction; protein geranylgeranylation; vesicle-mediated transport
Cellular component (GO): cytosol; Rab-protein geranylgeranyltransferase complex; nucleus
Molecular function (GO): GDP-dissociation inhibitor activity
Source: RefSeq, a predicted model, not a curated record
AUGCCCGAACAGCAGCAGCUGCAGCAGCAGCAGCAAGAGCGCCACAACCAGCAGCAGGUGCAGGUGCAGCAGAAGAAACAACUAGAUGCUGGUGAUCCACGCGGCCUCACGGCUACAGCCUACAGCAAUCAUUUGCCAGAGCCGCAGCAGCAGCAGCAAGAGCUUCGUGCAGGGGACUAUGAGGCUUCUCAGAGUGAGAAGCUUGUGGAACUGCAACAACACCCCAUGCAGGAUGGCGCAGAGCGGCACCAGGAGAAGCAAGGGGAACAGCAGCAGCAGCAGGUGCUGCGUCCUUGUGUCCGCGUGCCUCCUCCCUCCGGCGGGGGUUCUGUUUGUGUUGAUGUGACGGUUGUGGGCUCAAGUAUUUCCAGCACUCUUAUUUGUGCUGCUCUUAGCCGAAGGGGAUUUCUUUGUCUCCUAUGCGAACCCUCUAUGACAUAUGGGGGCCCCCAUCGCAGCAUGCGCCUUGAGGAGCUGCUGCAGUGGGCAGAGGGAGGGGCCGGGAAGGGCCCCCCAUGGGACCCUUCAUUCUCCCCAAGGGGCCCCCCGUGUGGCCCCGACGAUGAAGAAAGGAGACGAUCCCUCAAGAAGGGGCUGCCGCCUUGUCCCUGCUGCUGUCAUGACACUGAAGCAGAAAGGGGACCGCCAGAGAGCCCUAGGGACACCCCAAGGACCAAGCAGGCAGCAGUGCACGAGGAUACAUCAGGAGUGGACACCCCAUGCUCUCCUGGAGGGCCAAGGAGUCCCCGUCAUCAGCAGCAGCAGAGAGGCGGGCCCGACAGGCCUGCUUCGUUGGGGAGCGGUUUAGGGUUUGCCCGCCUUCUGAGUGCAACAAGACACAGCGAUGUCCCCACUGCAACAGAUCGUCUCCGCGGGAGCCCCCCUCCUGGUAAUGGGGAUGCAUGCGCUGCCCCAGGGGGCCGCGGUGGCGGGUCUUGUGGUGGGGGUUUAUCUGGGGGGUCCCCUGGAGGUGACCCAGCCGGGCCCUCUGGAGGUGAUCCAGCCGGUGCGGGCCCUUAUGAGCCCCCUGGUGGGGACAGUUUUAGACCUUUUAAGGGGGCAUGGGGCCCCCUUGGGGACGGGUUUGAGAGGCGGUGGUACUCCUUUGGGCCCUUUCUUGAGCCUGUUGAGGGGCCACCGGAGGAGGAGACACUUGAGGAGGAAGGAGGAGACACUGAAGAGGAGACAGAGACAGAUGCAAGCAGCACAGACUCAGCAUCCACGGAUGCUACAGCAGAGACAAGCUACACAGCCACCACAAGCAGCACCACAGAUACAACACAAACGUCAAGAACAAGCAGGCAUACCCAAAGACCUCCGCCUCUGCUGCAACCCACUGCUGGCGCAGCUGCUACUGCUCCCGCUGCAGCUGCUGGUGCUUCACCUGCUGCAGGUGCGGGACAGUGGGGAGAGGGGCCUGUCAGCAGCCCCGCUCCUUCGCUUCAGCAACCAUCUGGGGACUCUCCCGCUGUCGAAGGUUUGCAGCAGCAGCAACAGCCACUGCUGCUGCAGCAGACUUCCAGCUCCCACCACGACCCACUGACUGCUGCGCUACACUGUCGCAGACCCACCGAGAUGCCGCUCUCUGAGCCCGAGGGAGACCGUAGCACCAACCCACUGGUUUCUCCCGCAGACGCGCUGUGUGGAGCACCAGAAGCACAAACCGGAGCAGCUGCUGCCUCACCGGGAGCAGCAACAGUGGCAUCCACAGCCGCCGCAGAUGCAGCAGCAAGAGCAGCGGGAACGGCGGGAACAUCAGCACCUGAUGUGGGCCUGGCAGAGGCUGUCGAGGUGGCAGCUGCCGAGGCUGCGACGGCAGCAGCCCAAGCAGCUACAGCAGCAGCAGCUGCUGCUGCGGCGGAUGCAGCAGCAGCAGCGGGCGAGCCUCCCGGCAGUGUGGAGGCACAGCGGCUGCAGAUGAAGCAUGAGCUGAUGGCGGAGGGCUCGCGCUUCUUGAUAGACCUCAUGCCCAAGUGUAUCUACACCUCGAGCGACAUCAUCGAUGUGCUGAUCGAAAGCGGAGCAGCCAGGUACUUGGAGUUCAGGAGCUGCGACGCAGCUGUACUGACAGCAGAGCUGCAGCAGCAGGAUGACGAAGAGGCAGUGGCAGGUUCGGUCAGUUCGCAACAGCAGCACGGAUCCGGCCCACAGCAGCCUGCGCGGGGGCAGCAGCCAGAGCAGCAGGAGCACCAACAAGACGGCCAGAAUGCUGCUGCUGAUGCUGCUUCGGCAGUUGUAGGUUUGAAUGCAUAUAUUGCCGCGGUGGCUGCCGCAGCAAGGGGGCCUCCACAUCUCGGGGCCCGCACCAGGGAUGCCUUUGAAGUUGUUGCUCCUGUAGAGAAAGUUGUAUUAGAGCCUACUCCCAUGAGCAAGAGUCAGAUAUUUCUAUCUUCCUUGCUGUCUCUUGCAGAGAGGCGAGCUUUAAUGCGUUUUGUUGCUGCUUUAGGGACACCUAAGCCUACCACUGUCAGUGCCCCCUUCGCUUCUGCUGCCGACUGGAGGCCCCUAGGCCGUUCUGCUGCAUCUGCAGCAAACGCAGCAGCAAACGCACAAACAGGAGGAGGAGCAGCAGCAAACUGCCAGGAGGGAGACUGCUGGGAUUGUUACCUCGAGAAGCAGGGCCUAAACCCUCACCUGAGGCGGUUGUUGACUUAUGGGGUUUGUCUGUGUGAGGAGCCGUUGUUGCCCGCGGCAGCAGCAGCUCCCGCAGCAGCAUCAGCAGCAUCAGCGAGGUGCAAGGGCGGUCAUAUUCGUCGCUGGACUGUCUCUGAGGGGCGCAGUCGGCUGCAGCUGUUUGUCAGUGGUUCUGGGCUUUAUGCAUGUAAGGGAGCCCCCUUGCUGUACCCUCUUUACGGGUCUGGAGACCUGCCUCAGGCCUUCGUACGCUCCGCAGCUCUCAGUGGGGCGCUCUGCAUGCUGGGAGCUGCUGUUGAGCGGCUGCAGUUCGUAGCGCCCCCCCGCAUGCCACUGCAACAGCAGCAGCAGGGACACCAGCAGCUGCACCAAUCCAAAGAGCAGCAGAAGCAGCAGCAAAGUCAGCAGCAGCAGGAGAGCCAGUUUGAAGCCGAAUUAAACGGGGAGGAGGAUGUAGACGAGCUGUCAGCAAGGCUGGAGCGCAGCAGCAGCGGCUUGGUGCUGCACUGCAGCAAUGGCGAGCGGAUCCAUACAAAGCUGCUGCUGUACGAAUCUGGGGGUAUCCCUGCCCCUAACACGGAGCCCCUUAUCCUGAGGAGACAGGCUCAAGCCUUCUGUCGUCCAUUCUAUUCAAGCAAGCAGCAACAGCAACAGCAGCAGCAACAGGUACAGCAGCAGAAGCAGCAAACGCAGGAGACUAACAGUACAAACGCCACGGAAGGUGGUGGGAGGAACACUGCAAGUGCAGCACCGCCUGCAGCAGCAACAUCAUUCGUAGCUAAGAAGGUCAAUGCAGCAGCAGCGAGAGGUAGUGAGGCAUCUUCAGUCUCAGAAGAACAAGAUACGCUAGCUUUAGAAGCAGCAGCAGCAACAGCAGAUGGGGCGCCAGCAGCAGACGCAGCACCAGCAGCACAACACGAACCACCAACAGCACAACACGAAUCACCAGCAGCACAACACGAAUCACCAGCAGCAAACGGCGCAGGAGGAGCAGCAGACGGAGCAUCAGCAGCUGCAACAGCAGAAGGAACAACAGCAAUACGCAGCAACGAGAUAUCGACCCCCCCUUCGUGCUGCAGGCUGCUUGCAAUUUGCACUGAGCCCGUGUUGGGUGGGCCCGGCUUUAGAAUUGGUGUUGUUGUAGCGCGCGCAGCCUGCGGUGAGACCCCAUCGCAGGCUGCCGCGGCGGCUGCUUCUGAUUCCAGCUACAGCAGCAACAGCAGCAGCAGCAACAGCAGCAACAGCAUUAGCAGCAACAACAGCGGCAACAAUAGCAGCAGCAGCAGCAACAGCAACAGUACCAGCAGCAGCAACAGCAGCAAUAAUAGCAGAGGCAGCAGUAACAGCAGCAGCAGCCAAACUGAGGCGGAGGUGCCCGUGCAUGUGCUUCAGACAGACGCUGCAUGUGCUGUUGCUCCAAAGGGGUAUUUCCUUUUGUACCUUUCUCAUGUCUGUUCUGCUGCAGUUCGAUGCUGUAGCGAUGAACCUCUUGGAGAGCAGCAGCAGCAGCUAAAGCAGCAGGAGGUUUCCCCACCGGCGCCGGCUGCCGCCGUAUCCGGUGCAUGCGGGUGCUGCAGCAACGGAACAGGUCGCCCUUGUUGUGUUGGGGGAGGAGGACAGGAGUUAGCAGCAGCACGGGGUGCACAGACAGCCAGCUGCGGUUGUGGGGUUGAUGCGCAUUGCUGCACUGUGCUGCUGCGGGCACUUAGGGGCCUGCUGCGGUCAGCAGGAGGCCUACGGACUUGUUACUUUCUCUGCUCCUUUCGUUACACCCAGCAGGUUGCUGGUGCAGCAGCAGCAGCAGCAGCAGCAGCGUCCGUAGUAGUGCCGCUGGGACUUCCUACUGCACCAUCACAACAACAGCAACAGCAAGAACAAGAGCAGCACCAGGCGCAGCCAGAUGCAGCGGCAGCAUCAACGGUGGACGGUGCAAUAAAUGACGGCAAAGAGACAACUGCAUGCGAAGGGGCUGAUGCAGAAGCAGGAGGAGCAUCAACAGAAGUCCGAGUUGAAGGGGAUCAGGAUGACGACCCAGAGUUGCUGCUGCUGGAAGGAGCACAGACAGGGGGCAGCAGCAGGCCGGUGUUGCCUGCUGCCGCAGCUCCCUGUGGGGUCUUGUCUCUUCCAGAUGCUUGCGUUGCCCCUUGUUUUACGCUGCUGGAGGAGUGUGACAGUGCACGGUUACUAGUGCAGGAGCUGCUGCAGCAGCAGCUGCAGCCAAAGCAGCUCAUUAUCCGGGGCCCCCAGCAGUCUACCGACGAGUUAGAUGGAGACACAGGAGAGCUUGAUGAGACGUUAAAACAGCUAACGGACCUCUUGCAUGCGCAACAGGGAACACCAACCCCACUUUAG